UAUGGUGUAUGGAAUGCAACUCUUGGCAUGUUCCAAAUCGAAUUUGUAAUCAAAAAGAAUUCAGUACCAACAGGUAGAAUACAAUAUCAAAUUUUAAAUGACCAAACUAUGUAUGUUUCAUCCGAUUUUUUACCAGAAAGCGCUCAAUUAAUUGUCAAAAAAUCAAAUUUUGAUGGUGUUGGACCAGUAUUCACUAAAAUAGAAAAGUUAUCGCUUGUGGAUAAACAUUCUUUUGGAUGGUUAUUAUAUAUUAGUGAUCCAAUUAAUGGUUUUGAAAGUGGAGAAAUUACUGUAAUGGGUUCAAUGGAUAAUAGUAUCUAUAAUUUUUACCUAAACACUACAAAUUUAAUUGGUGGAGAUAUUUAUGAAGGUAUUUGGCAAAUUAGAAUGGAUCUUGAUCCAAGAACUUGUGUAAAUCAAAAUUAUACUAUCACUUAUGUAAGACUAUUAGAUAGUAUAGGCCAGAAAUCCAUUUUC
Messenger RNA from Dictyostelium purpureum, 477 nucleotides. RefSeq lists its product as uncharacterized. The annotation marks the transcript as partial. Gene Ontology annotation, biological process: sexual reproduction. The transcript has a single exon. NCBI's taxonomy places the organism in Eukaryota, Evosea, Eumycetozoa, Dictyosteliales, Dictyosteliaceae. The record is from RefSeq and is a predicted model, not a curated record.